AUGGACGUGUGCACGCAGGUGCUCGAGAUCCUGCGCGGCGGCCUCCCGACUAGCGCGGUCAACGCGCCCAUCAUCCUCCCCGAGCAGUACCGCAAGCUGCAGCCGUCCGUGGCGCUGGUCGAGAAGAUGGGCCGGCUGUACUCGCAGCACUUUGCCGGCGGCAGCGGCAGCAGCGCGGUGGUCGGCGGGCGCACCUUCGAGCUCGUCUACCACGGUGAGCUGGCCGGCAUGCCCAACACGAAGCCGCUGCUGGCCGCGCUCGUCAAGGGCCUGGUCGCGUCGUUUAGCGACUCCAACGUCAACAUCGUCAACGCGACGCAGAUCGCCAAGGAGAAGGGCAUCACGGUCAGCGAGACGCACGCGCACGACUCGGCCCGGAACCAGACGUACGUCAACCUGGUCAGCCUGCGAUCGUACCCGGACGGCAGCAGCUCGCGCGGGGCCGGGGCCGCGCAGGUCAUCGAGGGCUACGCCUCGAACAAGCGGCUGUACAUUUCGCGGCUGGGACGCUUUAACGCGGCGUUCAGCCCGGAGGGCACGCUCAUCAUCCUGCACAACUACGACCAGCCGGGCAAGAUUGGCGGCGUCGGCACGGUGCUCGGCUCGCACGGCAUCAACAUCCGCUUCAUGCAGGUGGCGGCGCUCAGCUCGGAGUUCAGGGCCGGCGAGUGGACGCCGCCGACCGACGACGGGCUGCAGCCGAGCCGCUCGCAGGAUUCCCUGGCGGACGUGGCGACGCAGCAGCAGCGGCCGGGCGACGAGGCGCUGAUGAUCCUGGGCAUCGCGGGUAAUGUGGACAAGAAGGUCAUGGAUGAUCUGCAGCAGGCAGAGGGCGUGUUGGAUGUCAGCGUGGUGAAUCUGUAG
Molecule: messenger RNA, 864 nt
Organism: Cordyceps fumosorosea ARSEF 2679
Lineage: Eukaryota; Fungi; Ascomycota; Sordariomycetes; Hypocreales; Cordycipitaceae
Product: d-3-phosphoglycerate dehydrogenase
Exons: 1
Coding region: 1-864 (287 amino acids)
Source: RefSeq, a predicted model, not a curated record